This is a messenger RNA of Gordionus sp. m RMFG-2023, 1984 nucleotides long. RefSeq names its product MAU2 chromatid cohesion factor homolog. Gene Ontology annotation, cellular component: SMC loading complex; chromatin. Lineage: Eukaryota; Metazoa; Nematomorpha; Gordioida; Chordodea; Parachordodidae. Gene Ontology annotation, molecular function: protein binding; double-stranded DNA binding. The transcript is spliced from 16 exons. The record is from RefSeq and is a predicted model, not a curated record. Gene Ontology annotation, biological process: mitotic sister chromatid cohesion; maintenance of mitotic sister chromatid cohesion. Bases 254 to 1603 code for a protein of 449 amino acids.
UAUAAUAGGGACCAAAUAUAGCUCUGCAAUCUUUUUGGCAAAGAUUUACCAAUCUGAGGGCUCAUAUCAUGAUGCUGAACGCUUACUGAAACAAUGCAUAUCAUUGUCAAAAGAUAAUUCUUUGUGGUAUUCAGUAUUUAUUACAGAACUCUCACAAACCUAUCUGAAGAAAAAAGAUGUUCAAAAGUCUAUAAUAUGCCUGGAAAAUGGUAUUGAAUUUUCAAAGGGGUAUCCAUAUGAACAUACCAUAUUCAUGCAACUGAGCUUAGCAAUUGUAUCUCUUAUAACAAAUGACAUCCGUAAACUGGAGGUCACUCUUGACCUACUAAAUGUGUUACUCAAAAAGGUUCAGAAUUCCAUAAAGAAGGAAAGCUUGACACUUUACACACUUCUAAUACAAAUACUGCACCAUUUAGUACAGGGAAAGGGAAAAUCCGUGAAACCGUACCUGAAAAAGCUUCAACAGAUAUUGCAAAGUUAUACCUCGAGGAGUGAAGAAGAUGACGAUACUUUGGAUAUACUGUGGUUACCCCGGCCGUACAUAAUUCUCAUGUCUUAUCUAUUAAUAGUAGUUCACGCUUUGCAAGUCGGUUACAUGGAACGAGCCUUGAAGUAUAUAGACAAGGGGCUAGCUCAAAUCGAUAUACUAAAAGCCGACUACCUAUCCCAAAACGACAGAAUAAAAACUUUAGACUUUAGCGAUAAUCCGUUAUCGCGCAUCAACGUUCUCUACAAAUUCGAAUCCGCUUUCCGCGAAUACGCAAUAGUGUCCAAUUUAGUUACCGGAAAAUAUUCUUCCGCUAUCAAAGAAAUACAAAUGCGAUUUUUUUACGAACCCACCGGCAUAGUGAUCAAAAGAGACGUCGAUUGGAACUACAAAACACGUUUACACACAUUUUUGGGUCUAUAUUCGUUGGCAACCAAAGAAUACGAAAAAUCUCAGACACAUUUCAAUUUCAUAAGACUUCAGACGGCGGAUCCAGAAAACGACAAUAACACGAGCUAUCAAUCAACCAAAUGCAAGAUCUUCUGUUCCUUUAACUUGCUUCUCAUGUACCUUCAUUUGAACCGGCACAAUUACAACUCGGCCUCCUCCAUUAAUUCCGUAUCGAACAGCAACCUGGAAACCGAGAUUAGGCGUAUUUUAGAAACGCUCAAUCCCGACGUUAUUAGCGAAAUCGCUCCUUACAUUUACAAAUCGGCGGCUAAUUUCGUUUACUCCUUAUGGCAUUUUUGCAAGAGAGAUUUCAACGAAGCAAAGAAAUAUUUGAGGGAGGCACUGAAAAUGUCCAACGCCGAAGACGUAAACAGGAUGACGGCAUUCUCUCUUCUUCUCCUGGGCCAAAUUUUCAUUCAUUCACAAAAUUUUCAAGAUUGCUUGACCAUGCUUAAUCCUGGAUGUCAGCUGUCGGUUAAGAUUCAAGAUCCUUGCUCACAAAUAUGGGCAUCUGUCUUAUAUAAACAAAUGUAUCAAGCUACCGGAAAUGAGAGUCAAUUCAAGGAAUCUCUCGAGCUCACUACCAAAUUGAGCGAAACAUUCGCUAAGGAAUAUCAGGACGCGAUAACGUCCCAAGAGCACAAAAAAUUGAUUCAACAUUUCUAGAUUUUUCCAGAAUUAUAUUUAUUGGAAAAUUUUUAAUUCCCAUCUUUCUAACUCGUAUAUUUCUUUAUUUUUUAAAACUCUCCCUGGUGGAACAUUUUCGUUCUCUCCUACCGAUUUUACCCCCCCCCCCCCCCGACUAAACAUUAAGAUUCAUAAUCAUUUAUAUAAAUUAUUUUCUUUUAAAUUAUUGUCCAUUAAUAUAUAUAUAUAUAUUUAACUCAAACUUGUUCAAAAAUCAUUGUAUAUUUAUAUUUUUUAUUUAUUUUAAGUGAUAUAAAAUAAUAAUAAUAAUUAAUCAUGUUUUUUAUAAAAACAAAAAUUAAUUAUAACAUUUUUGUAAAUUUAAAUUUUUAUCGAAAUAAAACAAAAAUAUUUUUUUUU